This is a messenger RNA of Ricinus communis (castor bean), 4367 nucleotides long. RefSeq lists its product as uncharacterized. The transcript has 23 exons. Bases 295 to 4038 code for a protein of 1247 amino acids. Lineage: Eukaryota; Viridiplantae; Streptophyta; Magnoliopsida; Malpighiales; Euphorbiaceae. The record is from RefSeq and is a predicted model, not a curated record.
AAAUUUAUUUCAUUUCAUUUUAUUGGAAAGACAAAAAGCGUUGCGUCUCUUUGCAGUCUCUAUCUGCAUCUCGUUGUUUUCACAGAGCUGAACUGAGCUGAAGCAGCAGCAAAAAAAGAAAAGCUUUUGAGAGAAGCAAACCUUUUAAUGCUAUUACUUUUCUCAAAUCUCAAAACUCCACCUUUUAACUUCUCUAAGUUGAUCUCCUCUUUCUCUCUCGCUCUCAGUCUCACACGCGCAUCUCUUCACUUAUUAUUACUCUCAUCGAGCUGCUUUUGUAGCUGGUGAAUAUCGAUGAUGUUUACUGAAGGACUCGACACCAAUGCACUUCGCUGGGUUCGGGAGAACCAGAAACAACAAUCUCCUCUCUCACAUUCCACAUUAAGGACAACGACAAGAAUCGAUUCGAUCACAAAUCUCCGAAAUAAUCGCGGAGGAGGAUUCGACUUACCUCCGCCUUCCAAAUUCCGUAGCGGACACCUUCCGCCGACGGCAAUUCUUCCAGUCUCUAGAACAGACGAUGAUAGUCGGUCCGUUUCCGCCACUGAAUCAGACGAAGACGAUGUUUACGGCAGCCGAGGACGCUAUUCUCAUGAUUCGUCGCCUCAAGAUGAUAGAAUCCCUAAUUCAACUACUAUUGGUCAAAGAGGCAGGCGUUAUGUUAGUGAUUAUGUGUAUUCUGAUGUUAGUUCGUCUAUGGAGACGGUUGCCGCCGGGAGAGGUGGAAGUAAUUUGGCGGAGAGGUUUGUUAGAAGGAAUGCUGCUUAUACGGAGGAUGAUGAUGAUGAAGAUGACGAAGAGUCAGAUUCGGUAGCUAGUUCGGAGUUUUCUACUACGCAAGGUGCAAGUGUUAGUGGUGCUUUGCCAAGGGCUAGGAGUAGUAGACUGCGUGUUUCUCAAGGAUACGCUUCCAGUGUGUCUUCGCUGGCUAAUGAUGCUGAAACCAUUUCAAGAAAGAAUUUGCAUUCCAGAAACAUCCAAAAUGACAAAUUUUCACACGAUGAUGAUGUUCCCAGUGCACCUCCAUUUUGUGGCUCUGGCCAGGAAAUCAAAGAAAGUAUUGAACUAGCAUGUGGAGUGCAUAAAACCACAUGCAUUGCAGAUUCAUGUGGUUUGUCAACCAGUAAUGAGCCAAAUAAAAGUAAACCUAUGUCUGGAGUUGAACCAAAGGAUAUUCCUGGAAAAGAGACAUUUGUAAGAACAACUACUCGUGCAGAAGCUGCUGUGUCUUCUGGUCCAAACCCAGCUAAGCUUCCAACCUUUCAUGCAAGUGCACUAGGGCCAUGGCAUGCUGUGAUUGCAUAUGAUGGAUGUGUGCGGCUUUGCCUUCAUGCUUGGGCAAGGGGAUGCAUGGAAGCUCCCAUGUUCUUGGAAAAUGAAUGUGCUUUACUACGGGAUGCAUUUUGUGUGCAGAAUGUUUUAUUGCAGUCAGAGGAGGAACUAAUGGCAAAGCGCUCUUCUGAGCUUAUUACUGAGGGAGCUGCUCCAAAACCAAAGAAAAUUGUUGGGAAGCUGAAGGUGCAAGUGCGUAAAGUUAAAACAGUUCUUGACCCUCCUACUGGCUGUAGUAUGUCAUCCCUUACUCUUCGGGCACCAAAGCUAAAACUUGAAACUGUUCGAUAUCGGUUCUCCAAGUUCCACUCGACAAUUUGUACUGCUUGGCAGGCUUUUCGAAAAAUUCGUGUUGCACCUCGUGUGCCUGCAAAUGGUUCUUUAUCCCGCCAAAGCUUGGCAUAUGUGCAUGCCAGCACUCAGUAUAUUAAACAAGUGUCUGGACUUCUCAAGACUGGUGUAAUUAGUCUGCGCAACAGUUCAUCAUCAUAUGAAGUUGUGCAAGAAACAUACUCUUGUUUGUUAAGACUGAAAAGUUCAGCGGAAGAAGAUGCCAUCCGGAUGCAGCCUGGAUCUGGUGAUACCCAUGUGUUCUUUCCAGAUAGUCUAGGGGAUGAUCUAAUUGUUGAAGUCCAUGACUCCAAGGGGAAUAGUUAUGGCCGAGUCCUUGCUCAAGUUGCAACUAUUGCGGAAGACCCGGUUGAUAAGCUGCGUUGGUGGUCUAUAUAUCAAGAGCCAGAACAUGAGCUUGUGGGAAAGCUACAACUUUACAUUAUUUACUCUACAAGUGCAGAUGAUAGCAAUCUCAAGUGUGGCUCUGUGGCAGAAACAGUUGCAUAUGACCUUGUUCUAGAAGUUGCUAUGAAGGUUCAACAUUUUCAACAGAGGAAUUUAUUACUCUAUGGUUCGUGGAAAUGGCUCCUUACUGAAUUUGCCACAUACUAUGGGGUUUCUGAUGUCUAUACCAAGCUGAGGUAUCUUUCCUAUGUAAUGGAUGUAGCUACACCUACAGCUGACUGCCUGACACUGGUGUAUGAUUUGCUUAUGCCUGUUGUUAUGAAGGGGCACAGCAAGAGCAUGUUGAGUCAUCAAGAGAACCGACUUUUGGGAGAAAUCAAAGAUCAGAUUGAACAGAUUCUUGCUUUAGUAUUCGAGAACUAUAAGUCUCUUGAUGAAUCAGCAUUUUCCGGUAUUAUGGAUGUUUUCAAGCCUGCAACUGGGCUUGCAGCACCUGCAUUGGAACCUGCUGUGAAGCUAUAUACUCUUCUCCAUGACAUAUUGUCUCCAGAGGCACAAACAAAUCUAACCCACUAUUUCCAGGCUGCUGCCAAGAAAAGAUCACGAAGACACUUAACCGAGACAGAUGAAUAUGUUACCAACAACACUGAAGCUACUUUGAUGGAUUCUGUUGCAAUAUCCACAGCGUACCAGAAGAUGACUUCCCUUUGUUUGAACCUUAAAAAUGAAAUUUGUACUGAUAUUGAAAUCCACAAUCGACAUAUACUUCCCAGUUUCAUAGACCUUCCAAGUUUAUCUUCAUCCAUAUACAGCACAGAGCUUUGUAAUAGAUUGCGGGCUUUCCUGCUUGCAUGUCCUCCAUCUGGUCCUUCACCUCAUGUAGCAGAACUGGUUAUUGCCACAGCUGAUUUUCAAAGGGACCUCGCUGGCUGGAGCAUCAGUCCUGUAAAAGGAGGAGUUGAUGCAAAGGAGUUGUUCCAUUUAUAUAUCAUGCUAUGGAUUCAAGACAAGCGCCUUUCUUUGCUUGAGUCAUGCAAACUGGACAAGGUAAAAUGGUCAGGAGUCAGGACACAACACUCUACAACUCCUUUUGUCGACGAGAUGUAUGAACGGAUCAGAGAGACUCUGGAAAACUAUGAAGUCAUCAUUUGCCGAUGGCCAGAAUACAUUUUUGUGCUAGAAAAUGCCAUUGCUGAUGUUGAGAAGGCUGUGGUAGAAGCUUUGGACAAACAAUAUGCAGAUGUUCUAGCACCAUUGAAGGAGAAUCUGACACCUAAGAAAUUUGGAUUCAAGUAUGUCAAGAAGCUUACUCAGCGAUCUGUAUGUUCAUAUACAGUUCCUGAUGAGCUUGGGAUUCUGUUGAAUUCCAUGAAGAGGAUGCUUGAUGUGCUGCGUCCCAAGAUAGAAACUCAGUUCAAGGCUUGGGGUUCUUGCAUACCUGAUGGUGGAAACACGGCUCCUGGAGAGCGCCUCAGUGAGGUGACUGUGAUGCUGAGAGCCAAGUUUAGAAGUUAUGUGCAAGCGGUGGUCGAAAAACUAGCAGAGAAUACCAAGUUGCAGAAUACUACAAAAUUGAAAAAGAUUCUCCAAGAAUCAAAGGAAUCUGUGGUAGAAUCUGAUAUAAGAAGUAGAAUGCAGCCACUUAAAGAUCAGCUGGCAAAUACAAUCAAUCACCUUCAAUCAGUUUUUGAGACUCAUGUCUUCAUUGCACUAUGUCGAGGCUAUUGGGACCGAAUGGGGCAGGAUGUUCUUAAUUUCUUAGAGAACAGAAAAGAAAAUAGGUCCUGGUACAAAGGAUCACGAAUAGCAGUUUCUGUUCUGGAUGAUACCUUUGCCUCACAAAUGCAGCAGCUGCUUGGAAAUGCACUACUAGACAAAGAUAUUGAGCCACCUAGAUCAAUCAUGGAAGUCCGUUCAAUGCUCUGUAAGGAUGCUCCUAAUCACAAGGGCAAUAGCUUCUACUUUUGAAAAUGGUUGUGUUUGUGUGGUUCAAGGACAUGUUAACCUGGAUUAUAGAAACCAUGAGCUUGGAAUUUGGUACUCCGUGAAGUGGGAGCUUGAAAGGAGGAUUAUGCAUCAGUUGUGCGAAAUUCAAGAAGCUGCUGGUGCAGCCAGUUUUGACAGUGAGCAAGCCACUCGAUUGCUUUGGAUCCACCCUCCUCAAUGGAGCUGCUUUUGUAGAUUUUGGUAUAGAAUACAGGCACUGGAAAAUUGAUUUAUAUAUAUAUAUAUUCUUUUAUCUUGUAAUCUCCACAUAUAUAUAUAUACACACAAACAGCUUCCUUUUCUUUUCUUUA